AUGCUUCUAAGGGGGCAUUGGAGGGGAAGAGGUCGCGGAGGCAGGGAUUCGCACCACCAUCAUGGAGGUGGUAACCACCACGGCGGAAAUCGCAAUGCAGGUGGUUACAGACGUUCGCACGGCCAUGGAGGAGGAUCCGGCGCACCCGGAGGCUCCGGCGACAAAUCGGGCGGUGGGGGUAGAGGCGGUGCUGCCGGCAAAGGCGGCGCGGUCGCCGCCGCCAAAUCCGGCGGCGCUGCUGGUGCUGCUGCUGCGGCAGCUCCCCCUGCUGGAGCUGCUUCGGCGGAAGCCAACGCCGCCGCCGGGGCGGCUGGAGCUUCUGGCACAGCAGAAGGCGCGGGGAAGGCCGGGGAUGGCGGAGAUGGCGGAAGCGCGUCGGCUGGCGCAGCGGGUCAGAAAGCCGGAAGUGAUUCCAACGAGGGGAAAGGCGCAAGCGGAGGGGGCACAGGGGGGAAUGCGCAUGGGCACGGGCACGGACAUGCGCACGGGCAUGGGCAUGGGCAUGGGCACGGGCAUGGAGCGGCUGGCAAGGGCUCGGUUUGGCAGGUUAAGGGGAAGCCUGGAAAAGGGGUAUGGGCGCAGGUGGUUAAGAGUGAGCCAGGCAAGGCUCGGACGCACCCCGGGCCGGAUGAGGGGUUAGCGUCGCUCGUGCGAGGUUCGGACGCAGCUGGAGAGGCGCCGGCGAGUGCCGAGCCUGCGAAGCAGGCUGGGGGAAAGGCUGGCGGAGCGGAUGCCAAGCCGGGAUCGGAAUCAGCGAAACAGGGCGGGGGGAGGGGUGGGAAUGCAGGUUCGGGUGGACAGAAGGGUGGUGGAGGGAAGGGAGGCAAGGGCGGCAAGGCAUGGCAUAAGGAUAAGGACAAAAAGGAGGAGAAGAAGGAGGAGAAGAGAGACGAGAAGGAGGAUUCUGAGAAGUAUAAGGAAAAGGAGAAAGGGAGUGAGGACAAGGAGAGUGCUAGUGGCGGUGCGAAGGAAGGGGGGGAGGGCAAGGGCUCGAAAGGCGGGGGACACGGAAAGAAGGACGGGAAGUCGGAUCAGAAGGAGGGGAAGGAUCAGAAAGAGGGGAAAGAGCCUAAGGAGCACAAGCCGCCGAAGCAGGCGUGGCGCAAGCACAACAGGGACGGCGAGAAGGGCGGGGCGGCGGCUUCCGCGGCGGUGGUGAUGGGCGCAGGCGCGACGGCGUGGCCUGCGCUCUCCGAGGCGGACGCUGCUGCUGCGCGCGCGGCGGAAAACGGCAAGGGCGCGGGCGGGGAUGAUAAGGCGAAGCCUGCUGCUGGUCUCGCUAUAAUCGCAAACGAAGGCGACAAACCUUCUGCUGCCACAUCAGACAAGCAGAGCGGCGCAGCGGCGGUUACAGCAGCAGACGCAGCCAGAAAGGCUGGUGCUGCUGACGUGGCAGUUGUGAGCGGGCAGAAGCAGCACGGGCAGGGGGGGCAUGGGGGGAUGGGCGGGGGCGGGCGCGGGGGGCACAUGCGCGGGCAGGGGAGGGUGGUGGUGGGGGCGGACGAUCCCCCCCUGACGGAGUUCGUUGCUGCUGGGCCCAGGAGGUCCGCUGCUGCCAUGGCCAAUGGCAUGGGCGGCAGCUAUGGCUACCCCAUGGUGGUGGGAGGUGAGCAUUGGAGGAAGAUGUGGGCAUCCCAUGGAGCUGGGGAAAGGAGGUCCACUGCUGCCAUGGCCAAUGGCAUGGGCGGCAGCUAUGGCUACCCCAUGGUGGUGGGAGGUGAGCAUUGGAGGAAGAUGUGGGCAUCCCAUGGAGCUGGGGAAAGGAGGUCCACUGCUGCCAUGGCCAAUGGCAUGGGCGGCAGCUAUGGCUACCCCAUGGUGGUGGGAGGUGAGCAUUGGAGGAAGAUGUGGGCAUCCCAUGGAGCUGGGGAAAGGAGGUCCACUGCUGCCAUGGCCAAUGGCAUGGGCGGCAGCUAUGGCUACCCCAUGGUGGUGGGAGGUGAGCAUUGGAGGAAGAUGUGGGCAUCCCAUGGAGCUGGGGAAAGGAGGUCCACUGCUGCCAUGGCCAAUGGCAUGGGCGGCAGCUAUGGCUACCCCAUGGUGGUGGGAGGUGAGCAUUGGAGGAAGAUGUGGGCAUCCCAUGGAGCUGGGGAAAGGAGGUCCACUGCUGCCAUGGCCAAUGGCAUGGGCGGCAGCUAUGGCUACCCCAUGGUGGUGGGAGCCAACGGCCCCUACUACAUGCCAUACCGCAUGCCGCCUGUCCCAGUUGACCCCAUGUCGGGCCUCCGCACUGCUCUCACGAAGCAGAUUGAGUACUACUUCAGCAUUGAGAAUCUGUGUCGCGACCUCUUCCUUCGAUCUAAGAUGGACGCCGAGGGGUUUAUUCACGUGGACGUUAUUGCGGCCUUCAACAGGGUCCGCAUGCUCACACUCGACAAGGCAUUUAUUCUCAGCUGCCUUGCCAACUCCACUUCUGUUGAAGUGCAGGGUGAGAAGCUGAGGAGACGCAAUGACUGGAGCAACUGGCUGCUGCCCACAGGGCAUAUGGAGGCUGUCAGGCGCCCGGGCCAGGGCAGUGCGUUCCAGCAGCAGCAGCGGGGUGGUGGGGUGAGGCGCAGCCAGGGCAGGGAGGACGGGGCGAGUGGGAGCAGCUACGAGGGCGGGUCUUCCCUGGGUCCCAACUAUCGCGCCAGCAGGCUGUCUGCUGAGAGGGGCGAGCAGUCAGGGACGGACGGGGAGGGGCCGGGCAGGUUCCACGUGGGCAGUCACGGCAGCAACGGCAGCCCGGACAACUUCAGCUCGCACGUUGCCCGCGGCCCCAGGGCCCGUCACCCGCAGCAGCAGCGCGCCUCCUGGACCCCUGGGAUCGCCCACAUGACCGCAGCAGCAGCUGCUGCCGCCGCCGCCGCAGGAGGAGCAGCAGGAGCGGUGGGAGGGGUGGGAGCGGUGGGGGUGGGGUCAGGGAGGGCGCAGCCUGUGCCUGUGUGGCGGCCGGGGCUGGGAGGGCUGCCUGCGAAUGCGGUGGAGCUGGGGGGCAGCAGUUGGAGGAGCACCAGCAGCUUCGGGUCGCCACAGCUCAUGGCCUUCUAUUUUGGAGCCACUCCUCCCGGCUCAUACAGUAGCUCGGCUGCCUCCUCCCUCUCUAGCUCCUGGGGCAUGCCUGCUGGGCUGGCCAUGCUUCACCAGCAGCAGCAGCAGGCGGAGAAGAAGGAGAAGGAGAAGGAGGAGGAGGAAGCGGUGAAACAGGCAGCAGGGGACGCAAAGGAAGGCGAGAAGAAAGACGGGGAGAAAGAGGCAGAAGCAGGGAAGGAAGGGGUGAAAGAGAAGGACCAGAAACAGCAGGAGCAGAAGCAGAGCCGGGGGGGCAAGGGGGGAGGACUCCUGAGCCCACCCAAGGGUGUCACCCCUCUCCCCUUCGCCCCUGGGUCUGCCCCUACGGGCAGUAUGAUGCAUAUGGCGGCAGCGGGAGGGCGGCACAGGGACAGGGGGAGGGGAGUGGUGGGUUCGGUGGGGAAGGGGGGAGCGGGGUUGCUGUCGGCUAGUCUGGGAUCGGGAGGGCAGCAGCACCAGCAUGUUAGCCACGCGUUGUUGGAAGAGAAUGGAUUUAAGCAGCAGAAGUACUCCUCUUUCUACAAGAGGUGUCUCAAGGAGCGCAAGAAGCUGGGCAGCGGUCGCUCUGAGGAGAUGAACACGCUGUUCCGUUUCUGGUGCUACUUCCUGCGCAAGAACUUUAACCAGCAGAUGUACGACGACUUCAAGAGGCUCGCCACUGAGGAUGCAGCUUCCAAGUACUAUUAUGGCAUGGAGUGCCUCUUCCGCUUCUACAG
Messenger RNA from Closterium sp. Yama58-4, 3767 nucleotides. Lineage: Eukaryota; Viridiplantae; Streptophyta; Zygnematophyceae; Desmidiales; Closteriaceae. The record is from the annotation of a GenBank genome assembly.